Messenger RNA from Hibiscus syriacus, 2178 nucleotides. RefSeq names its product WPP domain-interacting protein 2-like. NCBI's taxonomy places the organism in Eukaryota, Viridiplantae, Streptophyta, Magnoliopsida, Malvales, Malvaceae. The transcript has 3 exons. The record is from RefSeq and is a predicted model, not a curated record. The coding region runs from base 124 to 2010 and encodes 628 amino acids.
AACUAUGUAUGGGGUUUCCCAUUUCCUUCGGUUUAUCAUCACCGUUACAUUCUUCAUCUUCGAUUCUAAACCUUCACUUCAAUUUCUCACAAACAUAUAUUCUAUGUCUGCUUAAAGAAAGUUAUGGAUUUGCAAAGCGAAUGUUCUGCACUUGAAUUGGUUGAGGAUAAUGAAGCCACUCAGAACUUAAAACCUCAUGUCGAUGGCGAUGCAAUCAAGAAUAAGCACGCUGAUGAUCACGAGAAUAAGUAUAAUGGAUCGUGCACAAAUGAUGAUCAGACUCAGAGGUUGGCCACUAUUCAAACCGACAGAUCCGAUGCUUUUACAGCCGAUAAUCAUUUAAACGCUACUUCUCGGAUUGUGCAGCCAAUGCAUUCACCUCUUGCAGCAGUUAAAUCUCCUUUUGCGUCAUCUACUCCUUCCACCAAAGGGUAUGGCUUGAAGAAAUGGAGGCGGAUUAAGCGAGACUUUGUUAAGGAUGCUACUGUCACAAUGGAAAGCGGUAAAAUGUUGAAGCGCGGUUUAACCGGUUCCACAAAUCCGGAUCCUAGUAAACCACAACAUAAGGCAUCAUCUGAGAUCAAGCAGAACAGUGGAACCCCUACUGGACCAUUGAAUAUGUUGAAGAAUGCAAGUGAUUCUCCUGGGUUCAUGAUGCAUAGCCCUGAUUCAGAUUCCAUUUUUGCAGUUGGAGCUGCUUUUGCUGCUGCUACAGACUCUGAAAAUAGCGAGGAUCGGAGUAGCAAGUCAUCUACAGCAGCCAGUAUGCCAAAGGUCAGAUAUGAUCUGCCUUCAGUUUUGGGCUACAUUCACGAGAAACACCAGUUGGAGAAUUUAAGUGGGAACACCAUGGGUAAUUCAAGUCAAGGAGUUCAACAGGGAAAAGGUCGUGCUGAAAGCAGCAAGAAGGCCAGAGGAGUAAGGGUCAAAAUCGAAAAGGAAAACUCUCAUUCCAGCAUGGAAUCCGACUCAAGAAGCUCGAACUUCAUCUCUACACGGGGUCAAGUUUCAGUGACGAGUAACGGAAAGCAAUGUGGAAACUCCAUGAAUUAUGAUGGCGAAAAUAGUGAUGAGGCCCAUGAAGACGAACAACAGAUCAGUGAAGAAGUUCAAACUGCUUUUAGGAAAGAAAAUUCUGGUGACAUUGAGGAACUUUCAUCUGAUUUAGCUGCUGGAUUAUCUUGGGAGGAUAAAGAUGAGAAAAUUGAGGAUCAUCAACCUUCACCAGAUCAAGACCCAUUGGUCCAGUCUAUUCUUGCACUCCGGUCUGUUCAGGAAGCCCUUGAAAAUGAAUUACACAAGCUGGGAGAUAUAGGCAAGGAACCUCUACAUGAUGGUUCAGUUAGCAUUAAGGGCGUUGAUGUGGAUUCUACUUUUGCUGACGAGGAAAUCCAAGAAACUUGUUCAUCUGACCAAUUAGUUUCUGGAAAGAUAACAAAAGGUACUUCAAGUUCCUUGGAAACUCAAAUAUUAAUCUUAACACAGAAAGUAAAAUAUUUGGAGAGCAAACUGGAGGAAGCAAGGGUCGUACUUCGGGCGAAGGAGUCAAGAAUUUUUGAACUGGAAACUGUAAAGUGUAGCAGGUCACAGAAGGAAGAAUCAAGCACUGCAGAGUUGCAACAAGAUAAAUAUAGACAAAUGGAACUUGACCUUGAGGGCCUGUUCCAACAAAAAUUGGAAUCUGAAAUUGAAUUUCUAGUUCUAACCUACAAAGUAGAGAAGUUGAACGGUACAGUUUUUGAAGAAAAAACAGCAUUGGCUGGAGAACAAGAACAGAUGUUGAAUAAGCUUGGAGAGGUAGAAAGCAAGGCUGUAACGUUAAAGAAACAAGCAGUGGAGUUGGAAAAGUAUCAUGGAAACAUCUUAGAGGUGGAAGAGGUUUUGAAGAUGCACGGGAGAGUGAGCAAGGUUAUGUCAUGUUUUUUCAUACAACUGGUACUGCUGGUUUUAGUGUUCUUAUUCCUUAUCUUGAAUUUUUCAACCCAUUCAGGGGUGGUUGUCCCCACCUGAAUUGAGGAAAAUAGGCCUUUUUGCGAGUGUAUGUGUGUAUUCUACUGUGUCUAGGCAAUGAUCCAACUGUAAGAUUUCAUUGGUUAAAAUACCGCAACUUUGUUAAAAAGUGGGAACCUUUUUCAUACUUGAUUUGGGCUUCACUUCUCCAUAUUACUACUUUACCUA